This is a messenger RNA of Lactuca sativa (garden lettuce), 838 nucleotides long. RefSeq names its product putative germin-like protein 2-1. Lineage: Eukaryota; Viridiplantae; Streptophyta; Magnoliopsida; Asterales; Asteraceae. The record is from RefSeq and is a predicted model, not a curated record. Gene Ontology annotation, molecular function: manganese ion binding.
GCAUACUUUAUUCCAUAUAUAUUUCUCUAUAGCUGCCAAAGUCUGUCGAAGUCAAGUUUCCUUCUCUCAAUCAUGAGGUUCUAUAUGGUUUUACUCGGUCUCAUGUUGAUGAGUUGUUCUCUUGCUUUGGCCUCAGACCCUAGUCCUCUCCAGGACUUUUGUGUAGCUGCACCAAACACCCCAGUAAUGGUGAAUGGUUUGGCAUGCAAAGAUGCAAAGCUUGUACAAGCAGAUGAUUUCUUGUUUAGAGGAAUCCAUCUCAUGGGAAAUACAUCGACCGAUGUUGGGUCUAAAGUGACUCCGGUGUCUGUAGCAGAGUUACCAGGACUUAACACUUUGGGUAUUUCUUUGGCUCGUGUUGACUUUGCUCCAUGGGGUCUCAACCCUCCCCACACACACCCUCGGGCUACAGAAAUCUUGACUGUGCUUGAAGGCAACAUUCAAGUAGGGUUUGUGACAUCGAACCCAGAAAACCGUCUCAUCACAAAAGUAAUUGGAAAAGGCGAUGUUUUUGUUUUCCCAAUUGGUCUAAUUCACUUCCAAAGAAACGUAGGAAAUGGCUACGCGGUUGCUCUUGCAAGUUUGAGUAGCCAAAACCCAGGUGUGAUAACCAUUGGAAAUGCUGUGUUCGGAUCAAACCCUGAUGUCGAUGGAGAUCUUCUUGCAAAGGCUUUUCACGUGGACAAGAAUGUUAUAUAUGAGAUACAAUCAAAAUUCUAGAGUUUUUCAUUAUCUUGAAACAAUUAUUCUAUUAAUUUAAAUUAAGAUUUAAUUUUUAUAUUGAUUUGAUUCGUUUUGUAACGUUUAGAAUGUGAUAAACCUUCUUUUUAUUGUUUUA